GGUAGUUACAUCAGCAACUCCUAGGCAUGUAGCAACUGAGGAGGAGGAGGAAGAAAAAGAAGAACUACAAGAGGAGGAGCCGGAAGAAGAAGAAGAACGACAAGAGGUGGAGGAGGAAGAGGAUGAGGAGGAGGAGGAAGGAUGAUGAUGAUGAGGGGGAGGAGGAGGUGGAGGAGGAAGAGGAGGAGGAGGACGAGGGAGAGGAGGAGGAAGAGGACGAGGAGGAAGAGGACGAGGAGGAAGAGGAAGAAGAAGAACUAGAAGACGAGGAGGAGGAGGAAGAGGAAGAGGAGGGCGAGGAGGAUGAAGAAGAUGAUGAGGAGGUGGAGGAGGAGAGUGAAAGAGAGGAGGAGGAGGAAGAGGAGGAGGAGGUGCUGGAGGCGGGUGAAGAGGGAAAACGACCAAAAGCUCACCUCGAUGACGAUGCAGCAGGAGGACGACUCUGUCGGCGAAGGCUCCAGCGGAGGCAGCGAUGGCUUCAGCAGCUCAACAAUGGGGCGGCAGGCCGUCAGCACCGAGAGGCUCAACACACGGGUGGGGGGCGGGGGCGAGCAGCAGGCACCAUGACCACGGGGCAGUGGGUUGUUGUUGGGGAAGAACGAUCCAGCGCCUCGACAGGAGUGGCUAUCUGGAUACCUGCCUCCUCACGUGGCGUCCCCACGGCAUAUGAGUAUGAUAAGCAAGACGGUAGGUGGGUGUACGUCAAAGUAACAAUAGGCGAAGAGGAGGUAGUCAUUGUCAAUAUGUAUGGCCCGAAUGAUCCCAUGGACCGCGUUCAGUUCCUGCAUUGUCUUUACCAAGAGCUUCCCUGGGAUCCCCCGCUGAUUAUCGUCGGGGAUUUAAUAUGACACCCGAUCCAAUAUUGGAUAGAUAUUCCUCCUUGCAGCGGGAGAUGAGGGACACCUCAUAACAUACCCCGACCCCGGAUGCGGAAAUGCGGAAAUAUGGACAAGAUUCAAGGCGGCGUUGCAGCUCAAGGAUUCUUACAGAACGCUCCACCCGAAUAAAAGAGCAUAUACAUGUGUCCGCUCAAGAGGGGCUGCAGACACAUCGAAUCGAUCUUAUCCUCAUCUCAGAGGACCUCAUUGGCAUAUAACCGGUAACAAAUAUCAUGACCAUCA
Molecule: messenger RNA, 1121 nt
Organism: Chara braunii
Lineage: Eukaryota; Viridiplantae; Streptophyta; Charophyceae; Charales; Characeae
Source: the annotation of a GenBank genome assembly